This is a messenger RNA of Struthio camelus australis, 3195 nucleotides long. Lineage: Eukaryota; Metazoa; Chordata; Aves; Struthioniformes; Struthionidae. The record is from RefSeq and is a predicted model, not a curated record.
GUGGCGAUGUAAUAGCCAAGCGGCGUCUCAUGUGUGAUAACUCUUGUCUGAGAAAUCCCAGCAAGGAGCUUAUGACCAUCCUUCCUGUAGCCCUAAACCUCUUAUGUGGGAAGCGUAGAAGCGAUCUACAGUGUGUCUCCCAAUCCCUCCACCCCCGUUUCAUGCCGGUCAGCAGGUCGCUCAUGUGAUGGCUCUGUGGGCUCUCACCGGUUCCCAUAUGCCCGAACAACGACCAAAUUGCUUGUUCCCUGCUUUAAUGCAGUACUAGAAAUUGCCCCUGCAGAAUGAACCAGAUUACCCCGAAGAGUCCUUUGGGAUCCCCGUUGUCAGAGCACAUCCACUCCAGGGUAGAUUCUUUGGACCACUUAUCAAUGGACAGUUUUUGGCUGGAAGUGGAGAGCAUUAAACAGAGCACUGAAGCUGAGCAAGAAGAAUGCAGCCUUGCAGAUGUCAAAACGCAAGAGGAGGGAGAUGCUGAGGCCGAGUGGCUCCAGGACGCUGGCCUCUCUGACCUCCUUGGGGACCGGGCCUCAGAAAAUGACAACAUCGUGCUGCUCUCCACCCUGACGAAGACCCAGGCCGCGGCUGUGCAGCGAAGGCUGGACACCUACUCCCGGUCGCGGAGGAGGAAGAACAAACAUCCUGUGCGGGAUGUCCGAGACAUUUUUGGAGUGGUCGACUCUGGGGAGACGGUGGCGGAGAAAGAGGACUCCAGACCAGAUCAGUUGUGGCACAAUCUACAGACUGCAAAUGUGCAGAAACCAGAAACCCAGGAUUACUCCUGCCCGGUUCGAAACCCUGGGAAAGAGGAAGUGUUCAACACGGACAUUGCCUACUCAGAGCAGGCAGCUGUUCUGCUCAAAGGAUCGUUCCUGUCUGAAUCUCGGAGGAUAAAAGAUGGAAAUGCCCUAACCAAAUUUAAGAUCCCCAAGGGCAGACUAGGAGUGACCAGGAUUGGAGAUUUAUCUGCUCAGGACAUGAAGAAGAUUCCCACGUUGGCCCUUAUUGAACUGACAGCUCUCUGUGAUGUUCUAGGCUUUGAGCUGAAGAGAAACAAGGCGGUUAAAUUGAAAACAACAGAGAAAAGACUCUUUGGAGUUCCACUCAACACUCUGUUGGAAAAUGACCAAAAACUGCUCCCCAACACCAAGGUCCCUCUGUUACUCCAGGCAUUGCUGUCAUGUCUGGAAAAGAGAGGACUUGAAACUGAGGGCAUUUUGAGAGUUUCUGGGUCCCAGACCAGAAUAAAGAGUCUAGAGCAGAAACUAGAAAGUGACUUCUAUACUGGCCUUUUCCGCUGGGAUGAAGUCCAUCAGAAUGACAUAUCUGGGCUACUGAAAAGAUUCAUAAGAGAGCUGCCUGCCCCGCUGCUGACAGCAGAGUAUCUUCCUGCUUUUGCUGCUGUACAAAAUAUUCCAGACCUGAAGCAAAGAUUGCAAGCCCUAAACCUCCUUAUCCUGAUUCUGCCAGAGCCCAACAGAAACACUUUAAAGGCUCUCCUUGAAUUUCUCAGCAAAGUGGUUGCCAGGGAGAACAACAACAAGAUGAACCUCUGGAACGUUUCCACAGUCAUGGCCCCAAACCUCUUCAUGCACAAGGGACUGCCGAACAAGAUCCCCGAGGGGAAGGAGAAACAGCUGGCAGAGGGGGCAGCUGAUGUUGUGCGGAUGAUGAUCCAUUACCAGGAUCUGCUCUGGACGGUCUCCUCCUUUUUGGUAGCUCAAGUCAGAAAACUGAACGAGAGCAGUAGCAAAAGGUACCAGUUCUGUGACAAGCGAAUAAAAAAUUUGUUGCGGAAGAUCCAUGCUGAUAAAGACAAGGUGGAAAAGAAGCAGGCAGAGCCUUCCAAGAUCGUGAAAGUCCACGCUUCUCUCCUCCUGAAAGACUCGCUGGAGGUGCAUUUGAACAACGCGACCAGAGUUGCUGAUGUCUUGAAGCAGUUUCAGAAGAACCUGUGCCAGAAUGGCUGGAACAUUGUUAACACCGUCAGCCUCCUCAAAUGUAACAACUCUGUGGAGUCUACAAACCUGCUCCUAUAUGAAGUGGGAGGCAAUAUCGGUGAACACUGCCUGGACCCAGACGCUUACCUCUUAGACUUGUACCAUAUCAAUCCCCAUGCUGAAUGGAUAAUUAAGCAAAACCCAUCUUAUCCUCGGAUGUUCUAAGGAAAGCACGAGUGAAACAAAGCCUUUGGAUGAAGGUUUUGGAGGGUAAAAGAAUGCUGUAGAGAGGUUCCUGGUGUAGUCGCAGACGAGACAGUGUUUGCGUCUCUGACUGGAAAAAGAGCUUUAUUUACUAUUUCUGUAACAGCUGGCUGCGAGAGUACACCAGCCUCCAUGUGAACAGGAGAGUUGGCAACCAGCAGAAAUUAAGUAGCAGAAUUUGCAAGGGGUGUGAUUAUUUUAAAAAAGCAAAGCAGAACAACCCCCUGAAAAACUGUGCAAACACUGCUACAGGAAUUGAGCAAUAAGGAUAGAUGGUGAGAGGAGAAACUUCUUGAAGAUGAUAGAACACGUCUCUCCCGGAUUUGCUCUUUCUUUUGAUCACAUCCACGUUUUGGAGGAGAAACAGUCAAACACUGCAGCGGUACUAAUGACAUCCUUUUGGUAAGAUCCACUACUGACUGUUGCACGUUACCGGAAGAAGUUGUGAACUUGGGUUUCGCUCUUAAGAUACUGCAGUUUUCUCUGACGAAUGGAAAAGGAUGCGUGUAAGAGGUCAGCUGUGAUGCAGAGCUGACAUCCUGUGUUUAGUGAGUGCAGUCAAAUACACACAGGCAACCCAUGCAUGAUGAUCACUUUUGCUGGAAAAAGUAUGGGAUGGAUAGCCACCUUCUUUCAAAUGGACAAUUUGAUAAAGAGAUGCCUGUCCCCUACAGGUCCUGCUGGUAAUGCACAGACAAACGUGCAGGUUACCACUGAGGGUAAGACAAGCAUUUUUCUUUUGCUGGAUGACUGUUUUUACAAAACCUCCUACAUAAAGAAGGGAUAACUAAGGAAGCGUUCUACAGUUAAUUUGAGGUUGGUCGUCUGACCUGGCCACACGAACAAAAUUUCUUUCUGGAGGGCUCUGCGUGAACGUAGCCGUUUAAAAACAACAAUCCCCGAGAUGUGCGGUGGCUGAAAUAAGGAGGUCUGUGCCUCUGUACAUCCGCUCGCUGCGGUGGGUGCUGAACUGCGCCCGCCGCACGGCGCA